AUGGCGAUGGGUUUGAUACAGUGUCUUGUUUGGUUAAUCUGCUUUCUGAUUCGUGUCUCCUCUGAGUCUGAUGAUGUCAGUGUGUUGAAAGGUUGGGACUUGCUGUCGCCAUCAACCAAUCGGACGAUUGUUUCUGCGGGCGGUGUAUUCGAGCUUGGGUUCUUCAACCCUGACCCAAGCCGCGGGGAGCGUUGGUACGUCGGGAUUUGGUACAAGAAUAUCCCUGAGGCUGGGAGAAGAUACGUUUGGGUUGCCAACAGAGACAACCCUCUCAACAACUACAAUGGAACACUCGGAAUCUCUGGAGCAACACUCGUUAUCCGGGACCCUUCUGAUAACAACAGGAUCGUGUGGUCAAGCACAAGUUUUGGUUCAGGGUCUCCGGUGGCAAAGCUGUUAGAUAGCGGCAACUUUGUGCUGAUGAAUUCCAACGACGAAGAUCCAGGCGAUAUCUUGUGGCAGAGUUUCGAUUACCCGACAGAUACUUUACUGCCGGGGAUGAAACUCGGAUCUGAUCCCGACGUCAAUGAGAGAACCGCCCACAUUAACCGAGUGUUAACCUCUUGGAAAAACGCUAUAGAUCCGUCGAGAGGGAAUUAUACUUUAUCGCUUGAAAGACGAGAUGAAUCAUGGGGCUUGUCAAUCAUGGGGAGUGGAAACAAGCGUAUGUACUCGAGUGGCCCCUGGAAUGGAGCCGCGUUUUUCAGACUUCCGAGACCUUCACCGAGGCGUCCAACACCAAAGGCGCCAUGA
Microthlaspi erraticum is the source of this 753-nucleotide messenger RNA. The record is from the annotation of a GenBank genome assembly. NCBI's taxonomy places the organism in Eukaryota, Viridiplantae, Streptophyta, Magnoliopsida, Brassicales, Brassicaceae.